GGUCUUGACGGGCGUGACGUUCUCAGACAGACGGGCUGUAACGGUGGACGGUGACUCUGCUGCAGUUUAACUUAUCUAAACAUUUAUUCCCCCCCGUGUUGUUGUUUAUUUAUCACCGGCGCCGUUUCACCGUCAACAUGUCGCACACCGUCGUCACGACAACAACAACAACGACCAGGGCGUCCGGUGACGGUAUCGUGAACAUGGGCUACACCCGGACCAUCCCGGGACUGCUGAAGAUAGGACAGAUGCUCGCCCUGCUCGUCGCCUUCCUGUGCGUCCACCUGGUUCGGGGUUGGCCCAGCUGGGCCGCCUUCCAGUUUUUUGAGGUGGUGACGCUGUGGUUCCUCAUCGCCCUCAUCAUCUUCUUCCUCAUGCAUCUCUUCAGGCUGCAGGGAAAGAUGCCCUGCAUCAACUGGCCGCUGACGGAGUUCUUUCAUUACUCUGUCGGGACCAUCCUCAUCUUCAUCGCCUCCAUCGUCGCUGCUGUGAAGGCCACAGGAGUUUCAGCGCUGGUGGCUGCAUCGGUAUUUGGGUUCAUAGCGACGUUCCUGAUGGCCGUUAGUUUGUGGACAUCCUACAGUGUGACCUGUGGCCCUCAUCAGACUGGUGCAGCAGUGUAAUCAGCGAUCCAUCGUGAAGGAACCAGAUGUCGACAGUUUGCUGUGUUCUGGCUUAUCUUUCUGCAGAGCGAAGCGCCUGGAUAAGAUAACUUGAUUUGAUUAUAAUUCUUUACUGCAGAGGUAAUUGGAACAGCUGAUCCAGGACCAGCCAUCGUUUUCAGCAUCUGAGACAUAAAUAUCCUCCGAUCAUCACAGUAAAAACCCUGAGAGGACAGUAGUGAACAGCUUUACUCAUUUAUCAUUGAAUCCUAAAGUCACAUGUUCGUGUUAAAGGUGCUCGGUGUCACAUUUUAACCUUCUAUAUAUCAGUAACACAUUCGAUGGAUCUGUAUCAACAAAUGAGUGUGUGGUGCAAACAAUCAGUCAUCUGUUGUCAUUUCCCAUGAUCCCUGCUGCUUCCCGCACCGACUUUACCUCCCCGAAAAGGUCGCCAUUUUGGUUUUAUAGGGAUUUUUUUGUUUGUUUUUUGUUUGCUAAGUUUUCCUCUACUUCCACCAUCUGCUGUCAAAGAUUUAGAGAAGCUUUUUGUAAAAGUUUAAGCUGUGUUAGCUCUGAAGGAACAGAGCCCUCUUCCUGUUGUGUGCCAUAAAAAGACAUUCAGACGAUUUCCCUUCCCAAAAACAGCCAGUCACGCAGAUCUGCGUGCCUUUGUAGCAUCUCCUCUGUGGUUUACAGUAGCUUAAAGCUUGAUUUGCUUUGAUUGGUGAUCAAACGUCUCAUCCAUUCCUACUUUUUUUAUUCCACUCAGAGCUCAAGCAGUCUGGACCACGGAUGUAUUAAACUCUUUUUAACUAAAUCACUUUUCUUAAAUGCCCAGCAAUGAAAUGAUGCACAGUAUAUAGCCCUGUUAGCCUGCUAUGCUAAUUUUUGCUAGCACACUAAAAUAUCAAAAUGCAAAAAUUGUCAUUAUUCUAGGGUGCUAACAAACAUUAACAAGCUAAUAUUUUUACAGAAAACAACUUGCAUGCUAAUGACUUUGUUAGCAUGCUAAAACACUUCUCAGGGCUUAAUACUUAUGUGUGCUAAAACAAUAGCAUGCUAAGAAUUUAUGUGAAUUGAAUCAAGGAAAACAUUAGCAUGCUAACAAUGCAAACAAACACAUGAAAAAGUGCUGCAUCUCUGUGUAAUUAAAAGAAGGCUGGUGAUUAUCAACAAAUCCAUACAUGCAGAACCAAACCAACUGAAUUGAUCAGCUAACAAGUUUGUCUGAAACAAAUGUAGAUUAAUCCGCCGCUGAAAAUAGUCCCCAAAUAUUUCCUCCUGUUUUAGGAAACAACUGAGUCUUUUUAAACAUGAAACUAUAUAUUUAUGAGGUCUUUGUAAAGAUUUACGUCUUCAGGAGGAACCAAAGGGCUCGGAGCUGAGAGCCACAGAAGGGACGUCAGAAAGAGACGGACCGACAUGUUGAUGUUUUGAGUCUGAACAAGAGAUUUUUUGGACAAAAAAAAGUAGAAUAGCACCGGUGAUUUCCUUCAAACAGUAAUCUCACUACUGUUUUAAAAAAUAAUGUGCAUAAUAGUGAACCAAGCCUUUCUGGAUCUGGGUGGUGCAGUAACACCCAUGAAGCAUCACAUUAACGUCCCACCGUCAGAGAACAGUCAACACGCUAAUCAAUUUGCUGUUAACUUCAGCAGCUGUGUCUGACUCUGCAGCAUUUAUUACAGUUUCAUUACAACAUGCUGUCCAGUAUUUCCUCACAGACAGCACAUGCAGGACUGUCCUUGGUGCUUUUAAACAAAACAACCAUUUGAAUUUCAAAUCUGAAUUUCAUGCACGCAGAAAGCACAUCAAUUACAGUUUGAAAUUAUGCCAAAAAAGAGAGCGCCGUGUCAACAUUAUAAUAAAGUGAUUAGGGUUUCUGUUGAGCCUGUAAGGGGGUCGUAUGGUGGAGAAAACUAGUGGUGUUGCAAUCUGUUUGCACAGAUUAAUAGAUUUAUUGCAUACAUUAAAAAAGUGCACUGAUCAGUAAAGUAUGUAAUAAAGCAAAUAAUGAGCGAAUAAAAAAACACAUAGAUAUUAUGAAUUAUAAAGAAUACAUACACACGUUUUAAUGAAAUGUACACACUAGGGCUGCAACUAACGAUUAUUUUCAUUGACUUAUCUGCCGACUACUUUCACGAUUAAUCGACUAAUCGUUAAGUCUAUAAAAUGUCAAGAAAUUGUGAAAAAUGCUCAUCACAAUUUUCCAGAGCCCUAAGCGCCGUCUUCAAAUUGCUUCUUUGGUCCAACCAACAGUCCAAAACCGAAAGACUCUUCAUUUACUAUCAUAAAGAAUAGCAGCAAUUCCUCAAUUUAAGAAGAUGAAACCAGCAAAUUUUUCACAUUUUUGCUUAAAAAAUGCCUGAAACGAUUUAUCGAUUAUGAAAAGAGGUGUCGAUUAAUUUUCUUUCAACCGACUUAUCGAAUAAUCGACUAAUCGUUGUGGCGCUAGUACACGCAGAUCAGAAACAUUUACACAAACAUGUACGGAUUAAUAAAAGUCACACAUGCACACACAACUUACAUAAUGAAUGUAAAUGCAUAUAUAUAUAUAUAUAUAAGCUGUCUACAAGAAACAAUAAAACUGACAAUAAUAGUAAAUAUAAAACAUACGUGCAAAUUAAUAAAAAAAUUAUCAAAAUGUACUAAAGGGAUAAAUUGUAUGCACAGAUUAAUGAACUAAACUAAAGAGAUAACAAAGAAAUGCGUCUGGUAUUCAGAUUAAAAGCAGGCAAAUGCUUAAAAGUAAUGCAGCAUUUAAGUCUAAUAGCAACUAAAUGAAAGCACAGACUCACAACGGGUGUCAUAAAAUAGUGAAAGUAUUACUAAUAUCCGGUAUUCAACGUUAGCCAUUGUACAAUUCUCUUUGACUGUUAAAGCACAAGAAACCUCUACUGGCCUGGACGUUAUCCCUGCAUGUUGUUGUAUUUUCACUAUUUGCCCGACUUUAAAUUUUUAAUCUGUGCUUUCCUUUAGUGAGUGUGAACAUUUUAUUAAUCUGUGCACAUCAGAUUUCCACAUCAUACGGCCCCCCCGCUCCUUGGCCUUCUGACCAAUCGGAGCAUCUGUGACGUUGAACAGAAGUCUUAAUAAAACACAGGACAGGAUUAAAAUGCAGUUUGUCUUUUAGUUCUAUAAACAUUUCAGAUGGAUUGAAUAUUUAAUCGAAGCUAAGUGGUGAAGCGCACUGCUAAAUGACCGGAUGUUAAGUCAGCUGUAGAAAAUGGCCGUGCUAGGACGUGAUCAUUCCUCCAAAACCAGGGCUGGUUAUCAUCAUCAGCUCGGUAUUUUCAGGAACAGUGCAGAUAAGAGACUGGAGGUGUGUUUUGGUACAAAGUCAUUUUCUUACUUGAUAAAAAGAAGCCAGAGAUCUGAAAUGUUAAGUUUUCUAAUUACUAAUAAAUAAAUGUAAAUGUCUGCAAGAACUUUGGCUAAAAUCAGAAAUCAGAGGAAAAAGUUAACAGGAUUAAGAAUCUUAACGAAACUUUUAGCACUUAAUGCUACGGAUAUAUCUUAGUCUUUACCCCUAAAUAGUAGCUAGCACAGCUAAUAUUAGCUUGCUAGCUCUCUACACUUAGGCUGUCAAAACAGGCUAAACUGCUGUCUCAGAAGGUGUCUAACAGGACAGCGAGGCGCGAGUUCUGUUCCAAACGACUCCAACGAUCUCUUCCUGUCGCGUAAGACGCCUUCAAGCUGCCCCCGUAAUGGCUGGUUUUGGAGGCAGCAUCGAUGCUGACUUGAUGCUGCCUAUUACCCAUAAACCAGCACGGCUGUGGCCUCCAUAGCUUUGAAAACUGCUCAAGAUGGCGGAAAAACAAGCCGAAUUUGUUCACAAAUAUAAAAGGUUUUUAGUAGUUUUCUCGCUUCGAUUUUUGAAAAGCUAGCAAGAACUAAACACCAAGUUUGUUCAGUCUGAUUUCUGAGGCGUCUGGUAGCCAUUUGGCUUUUCAAUAGCUAGUUAGCUGAUGCUAAGGCUAGCGUCUCUAUUCUGACAGCCAGAAGAGACGCAAGACGGUGUGCCGAUGUCGCGCGUUGCUGUAAGAUCUGCCCUAGAAGGCUGUUUGAAACCGAUGUUAACAGAAAUGCCUUCAAUUGAAAGUGAUGCUUUCUGAGGCAACGAGGCAACUGGCUUCCGUUUCCGAACACAGCCCUAGUUUGCUAACAAAGGUUAGCUCGUUAGCAACAGAGAUCUGAGGUGUACACGUUGCAUUCAUGAAUGCUAUUUCUGCUAAUUCAAGUUAUAUUCAUGACCAGCUAAUGCUACCAUAACGCAGUCCCCAUUGUUGACAUUAGUAAUGUUGCUUAAUAACUUUUUUAUUGGUUUACCCACAGUAUCAAACUGGUUUUACUAGAUUAACGUAGUAGUUUCACUUUACAGUAAAAGUAAAGCCUCGUUAGCGGUGAAAGAAGACAGGGAGGAACAGACCCAACUCAAAAUUAGCUCAUUAGCUUACAAGCUAAUUCUAGCACAACUUGGCCUAUUUGUUGUUAAUCAAAACGAGAUAACUUUUUCCCUUCAUUUUAAUUUAAUGAAAACUCACAGAAGUCAGUUUGUACAUCGUUCAAGUUUAGCUAACCUACUAUGACUGUUUUUAACCAGUCAUAUUAUUUAUGCUGCUGUGAAAUGUUUGUAGAAUUAAAAAUUGUACCUGCUGUUUAAAUCUGGGUGCUAAAAGAAACAGAAAUAUGAUUUUAGCGGGAAGGUUUUUCUGCCAUUUGUUGUUACAAAACUCUUGAUGAUGCGAAACUGAACUCUGCCUUCAUUCGGAGACGUUGAUCCUCAGAUUACUGCCUUACUGUUGAUCAGAUGCCAAAAAAAAA
Molecule: messenger RNA, 5423 nt
Organism: Micropterus salmoides (largemouth bass)
Lineage: Eukaryota; Metazoa; Chordata; Actinopteri; Centrarchiformes; Centrarchidae
Gene: cmtm7
Product: CKLF-like MARVEL transmembrane domain containing 7
Exons: 5
Coding region: 138-623 (161 amino acids)
Cellular component (GO): membrane
Source: RefSeq, a predicted model, not a curated record